Molecule: messenger RNA, 1200 nt
Organism: Dacryopinax primogenitus
Lineage: Eukaryota; Fungi; Basidiomycota; Dacrymycetes; Dacrymycetales; Dacrymycetaceae
Product: HECT-domain-containing protein
Exons: 2
Coding region: 1-1200 (399 amino acids)
Biological process (GO): ubiquitin-dependent protein catabolic process; protein polyubiquitination
Molecular function (GO): ubiquitin protein ligase activity
Source: RefSeq, a predicted model, not a curated record
AUGACCAUCCUGCGUCAUAUACCCUUCACGAUCCCAUUCGACGACCGCGUGUUCCUCUUCCGCCAAUGUGUAAAGCAAGACAAGACUUCCACCGCACAUGCAGACCAGAGCGCAUCUUUCCACCCCAAACCUGUGAGGCGGCAUAACCUUUCCGAAGACGGGUUCGAUCAUUUUUGCUCGGCGGAGACAAUGCUCCUCAAAGGUCGUAUACGGAUCACGUUUAUCGACCAGGACGGGCAUCAGGAGCAGGGACUGGACGGAGGCGGGCUCUGGAAAGAGUUUAUCGUCACUUUACUAGAGGAGUCGUUUAACCCCGAACGCGGCUUGUGGACGAAGAACGAGCAAGAGGAGUUGUACCCGUUCCCACAGAUGUUCGCGCGUGAAGCACGGCAACUCAAGUGGUACAAAUUCAUCGGGCGCAUGCUCGGCAAAGCCCUAUACGACAACAUCCUCAUCGACACCGUCUUCGCCACGUUCUUCCUAGCCAAGUGGGUCGGCGAGUCCGGAAGCCUAGACUCGCUCGCCUCGCUCGACCCCUACCUGCACCGCGCCCUCGUCGCGCUCAAACAAUGGGAAUCGGACGACUGCCUUGACCCAGACACACGCUUCGACAUCGUCGAUCUAGACAUGGGCCAGCCGAUCACGACAGAACUGGUACCGAACGGAUCUAACGUUCCCGUAACCAAGGAGAACCGGAUGAAGUAUAUCGAGCUUGUUUGCAAGCACAGACUAGACGACCAGAUCUCCGAGCAAACACAGGCGUUCCUCGCCGGUCUCAGGGACCUCAUCGAGCUCAAAUGGCUCAAGAUAUUCGACGCGAGCGAGCUCCAGCUUCUCCUGAGCGGGGUGGACAGGGACGUCGACGUUGAUGACUGGAUGCGGAACACGGCUUACGAAGGCGGCUUUUCAGCUACCGAUCCGUGUAUCCACAUGUUCUGGACUACAGUCCGCGCGCUGGACAGGAACGAGAAACGCCUUUUGCUCCGGUUUGUCACUAGCUGCUCUCGACCCCCCUUGCUUGGGUUCGGAGAGCUCAAACCGAAAUUUACGAUUCGGUGCGCGUCUAACGACCAGAACCGACUGCCGACCGCGGCGACCUGCUUCAGCACACUGAAGCUGCCGAGAUAUAAGGAGCAGGAGGUGAUGCGGAACAAGCUUGUUCAGGCGAUCACUGCCAAUGCUGGGUUUGACUUGUCUUGA